UGAAUAAUAAUAUACUUGCUUUGUACUGUUCAUUUAUUUUUGAAUUAAAUCCAUAUUUAUGCAGGAUCCAUUCCAUUUUUUACCCUGUUGCUUCUUCUUGUUUUAAUAUACCCACUAUUUAAGUAUCGUGUUCCCAUUAUAUUCCUCAAUUCAGGAGCACAGUACCUACUUUCAUUUUGAUAUGGUUUACCCAUAACCAUUUUUUGGUUAUUUCAUGAACAUGUAACUCUUCACAACAGACCACAUAGCCACUGUCUUUUUAUCAGCAUUUGCACCUCUGAAAAAUUCUCUAUCAGUUUUCCUAUCUUUAGUAAAUGUUCUAAUAGGAUACACAAAAUUAUUGACUUCUUUUACCUUUUCAAUAGUUAUGUAUACCCACUUUUUCAUUCAAUUUUCUCUGUUAAGCAUAACUACUUUGGUGUUUAGUACAUUAUCUUUAAAUGCAUAAUGACUCAUAUAACAUAAAAACAUGCAUUGCAAAUAAUUAUACUACCAAGUUCUAUAUAGAUUUAUUCAUAAAUUUGUUAAACUAGUAAGGGAAUUUCCAAAUCCUUCUUUUACUCUCUUGCUCUAUGUUGAAUCAUUGGCUAAGCACUUCAUUUAUACUGAUUCAUAACCUAUUUCUAUUACAUGUCUCUUUCAUCACAUUUUUCUUAAUUUCAUUGCAUCAAUUAAUAUAAAUUCAUCAUUACUCCUCUUACAUUCUAAGUUGCAAUCUUUCAUUGCCAAGGUUGUCAACAAACAGUCCUACAGAUAUUGACUUCUGAUGUCUGUCAUGACUUUAAUUAAUCAAGGUUUUCACAAUGCUUUUCAGUAAGAGAAAGUGUAAACUAGGUGACAAAUCUUAGUUCUACCCAUGGCAAACAUCCUCUGCUAAUAGUAAAAGCAAUAACGAUCAGUUUUGGCACAUUUUGGCUGGUGUGUCAAAAGCCCAAGCCAACCAGAAUCAAUAUUGUGGUCAUGCUAUUCUAUGCAAGCUAAGAUCUGUAAACAGCCUUGUAAGCCAACAUACUGUUGUUCACAUCCCACUUAUCUGAAAGUACAUGCAAGGUACUGCCAUACACUAACAGAAACAUAUUUUUUAAAAGAGAAAAUGCACCUGAGGCAAAAGGAUUGUGUAUUUAGGAAAAUAUUGUUAAAAAGUAGAAUGGAUGUAGAAUUCUUUAUUGUAAUGGCACAAACAUUCAUUCAUUGUAGACAGGGAUGAUUGCAGUUCUCAUCUGAUUUUCAGGUUCUUCACUGCAUAGGAUAAUGGAAUCUUGAUUAAGCUGACCAGCUGGGCGAAGAGGCAGUGUCCCUUAUAUCUAGGUAUCCACUUGAUAUAUGAGGUCAUUUCUGUAUUGUGCAUUAUCUGUAUAAUGACAUCAUUCUACAAAUGACUAUUGACAUAAUUUGCAUCCAAUGACAUAAAUCAUUGCUAAUUAUCAUACCUCUCUGGAUUACUUAAGAUGCAAAGGAACUUCCCUCUAUUUUGGGGGGAGGAAUACCAAACAGAAAUUUGGUGCCUUGUAUCUGAGGUCUGCUAAUUGGUGAUCUGCUAGAGAUUUAAUUCAAUUCCUAUUAUUAAUUUUGCUGUAUCAAGGAUGAGUGUUGGUGCAGGGUAAGGUUCUACUGUAGAUAGAGUUACCAUGAGAUAAGAUGGGUGGCCUAUAAAUUUUAUAAAUAAAUAAAUAGAAAACAGAUUCAGUUUUCUAAUCCAAGACAUGACCCCAUAUAUUUUGCCAUCCAUGCAAAUCUUUAUAUGUGUUACAUGAUUUGAGGUUAUUUAGCCUGUAAACAAUAAGUAAAUAAUAAUCCUCUAAUCAAACAUUGAUACAUAUCACAAAAAUUCAAAGUGAAGUGCCACAAUUUUUCUUUGGGUGAAGUAAGAGUUCCCCUGAAAAUAUCGCAUUUUGUUUUAAAAGUUGUUGUUCUGUUAUUUACAGUUUUAAUUAAUGUGGCAUGAAACUUACAUAAGUUAAAUAUUACACAAGUUAACAAGUCUGUAAAAAUACAAGUUCUAUCCUUGGAGCUACUUUUAAUAUAUAAGUUGAAAACAGUUUCUGUUGCAUGCAUAAGUAGACAAACAUGUUGCUGUUUUCAUAUACAUUCACAUUAGCUAAUAUUCACAUGAGGGGGGGAAAUGACUGUUUUCAACAUCUCCCAAAUUAGGAAUUCCUCUUUGAAGAUUUUUUUUAAAAAAACGAGGCAGUCCCUUAAACAAUCAAGCUGUAAGCUGUUUAGGGCUUUAAAAUAUGUCUGCUAAACCAGCAAUUGUCAGCAAGUAUUACUCAGUACAGUUGUCUUAUGAACCUUGGAAUUUGUACAUGCUUCAAAAACCGGAACAUGUUAAGAAAAAAAAUCAUGAAAAACAAUAAUUUCAAACGAUUAGUUAAAAUCAUACAUCAUUUGAGCAAGUUAACCCUAAAAGAUGAAUUCUACAUUUUUAAAAGAAAAAUAAAUAAAAGGUCAUAUCUGCAUAUCAGCUGUGGUAUACCUCAGGAUCACCUGAAUGGUGCAAAUGGAUGUGGAACCUUCGUGGAACUGCUGAAAAGACUGUGUUGUAAACAGGAGAUAGGGAUCUGAAAGAGGGGCCAAAGGGGCCAUCUACAUUAAGAUUGAACAUCCCUGUCUCAAUGGGGGGGGGAAGGCAAGGAAUAUGACACCCUCUAUCUCCUUUUUUACAACACAGUCCUUUCAGCAGUUCCAAGAAGGUUCUACACCCAUUUGCACUAUUCAGGUGAUCCUGAGAGCACAGCUAAAUCUCCAAGUGGCCUCAGUGACUCUCAGAAAGAGGCUAAUAACCAGAUGACUGCAAGGAAUAUACAUCUUUCCAUUCUCCAUCAUCUUCUUGGACAAGAAGCGAAAUGUCUUUUGAAAGAAAACACUUUUGGGACAGUUAUUUUGAGGUGUUUUAGGAAAGCUCUCUUAACUUAAUAUUUGAGAAAGGUAAACUUUUAAAAAAGAAACACUUUUUCUGCUGCUAUCAAGUGGACUAAAGUUGUCUCACAAGAAUAUAUAAUUACAGUAUAGUAGUCAUUAUGUUGUUCAGUGACAAUAUAUAUUUGCACUGAUGUGAAUAAAAAGAAACUUAAAAGAAACUUCAAAUCCUACCAUUUAAUCUCAAUUAAAUACACACUUUCUUGAAGAUUACAGUUUAGAACUGUAAAGGAACCCCAUUUUUUAAAUUUUGUCCAAGCACUUAGCAACCUCCUAAAAUUUGGAGAAGCAGAGAAACAAAAAAUGGCUAAUGGAAAAGUUAUUCUAGAGCUAUAUUUAGAAAGAAUAACUACCUUGACUCCUUUUUAGACAUUCUCAGCAUUCUAUCCAUUUACAAAAGGUAGUUAUAUAAUCAUAAUUUGAAAGCCUGAGGGCCAUAAUUUAUUUUUCAGCAGCAUGCCAGUAUACAAAUUAAUAUUGAUUUCAUUUGGUUAAUAAUUUUAACAUUGGAUUAAAAUGUAAUUUUACAUCUAUAUUCAGUUAUUUCAUGUUUUCCCUCUUCUAUUACAUUAACAAUUCAGUGUGGUAAUGAAAUAUGGAGAUGUCAAUGGAAUUUAGGUUGCCCUAUUACCUUCCCUUCCACAAGAGAUCAGCUCCCCCCCUUUCCUUACCUGCUCUGUAAUGUCCAAAUUUGGAUGAGCAGGCAACAGUUUUGCCAGAAUGGCUUACAUUUAUUGACCACAGCUAGCAAAGAACCUGAAGGAGGAGGGAAUUAGAAAAACAGGUUUUCCCUGUAAGUGCACUGAAUUAUCUUCAUGAUGAAUGGUUGCUGUUCCUCAGUUCACUAUUGCAAAAGAAUUGGAGAGACGUGUUCAAAGUCUGAAAGAUUUAUUUAUUUAUUUAUUUAUUUAUUUGUCUAUCUGUCUGUCAUCUAUCUAUCUAUCUAUCUAUCUAUCUAUCUAUCUAUCUAUCUAUCAAAUUUAUUUGUUGCUCGUCUUUAACUUCCCGAAUGGUUCAGAACGGUACGAGUAGCAAAGACAUCCACUUUUUUUUUUUUUGCUUAUUAUGCUUUCUGCUUAUCAUGUUUUGAUAAGCAUGUAUGAGCACUCAAAGAUACAGCCUUGGCAAAAAUCAGUUGCUUCCACAAACACCUCCCUGUUAGAUGCCAAGCCUACAUUUAAAUCUCAGGGAGGAAAAAACCCAGAGUUAAAAUAAAACUUUUUCAAGCAAUUACAGUAAAUGUCCAUCAAGUAUCUUAACUCAUGCGUAGGUAAAGCCAUAACUAUGAUCUCCUAGAUCAGGGGUGUCCAACCAUGGCAAUUUUAAGACUUGUAGACUUCAACUCCCAGAAUUCUUCAGAUAGCUAUGCUGGCUGCCGAAUUCUGGGAGUUGAAGUCAUCAGAUCUUAAGUUGGCAAAGUUGGACAAACCUGUCCAAGAGUGUGAUUCAUCUUACAAAAGGUCAUCUGAAUUUACUGAUGAAAGAAGGAGAAAUAUGCUGAUACUUAUUCAUAAUGACUUCUAAAGCAAAGGUUAGAUGAGAUUAUAAGUUUGAAAAUUUUACCUUCAUUCCCAAGCAUAUGAUGAAAUGUUGAGAAAGUUCGGGUGGAAGUGGCCAAGGUACGACAAAAGACUCAGUUGAGGAACGCCCAUUUUGCAUUUUAUUGGUGAUGACACUCAUACUUUUAUAAAACCCAGCCAGUGAAGUAACACCAUUGCAGAGGCUUCAGCCUCAUGGUAUUCAUGAUGGAGAAAACACCAAGUUUCUACCAGCUCACACUCAUUGGUUCUGCUUUCUGUCUUGCUUAUGUCCUGGUUAAAAUCAUCCAACUGUAUCACUUGAGACAAAAGCAGAUUAAGGCUUAUAAGAAUUUCCCAGGCCCUCCUACUCACUGGCUGUAUGGCAACAUCCAUCUGAUACCUACCCAGAAAGAACUACAAUAUUUGUUGGAGUGGUCUCAACAAUAUUCUUAUGCUUUUCCCAUAUGGUUCGGGAGCUUUUUUUCUGCUGUAAUUGUUGCUCACCCAGAAUAUGCCAAAACUUUGUUUGCCAGAGGAGAUCCAAAGCCUGAAUUCAUCUAUGCAUCUUUGAUUCCUUGGAUUGGAAAUGGACUGCUUGUCUUAGCUGACACAAAAUGGCACCAGCACAGGCGAUUGUUAACACCAGCUUUUCACUAUAAUAUUUUGAAGCCUUAUGUGGCAUUAAUUGCAGAUUCCACCAAAGUUAUGCUGGAUAAAUGGGAGAAACUGAUUGCAAAGGAGCCCACAAAGUCUUUGGAGAUGUUUGACCAUGUUAGUUUAAUGACUCUUGACAGCAUCAUGAAAUGUGCAUUCAGUCAGAAGAGCAAUUGCCAAACUGACAGAGAUCUAGAUUAUUAUGUCCAAGCUGUGUCUGACUUAACUCUUCUGUCAUUUCGGAGAAUUACCUCCACUAUACUUUUGAGUGAUUUCCUAUAUUCAUGUACCCCGUCAGGAAAAAAAUUUAACCAGGCUUGUAAAUUGGCACACCAUCAUACAGAAAAAGUAAUUGAAGAGCGAAAGAAAUCACUACAUAAUGAAAGAGAGCUUGAAAAGAUCCAAAAGAAGCGACAUUUGGAUUUUUUAGACAUUCUUCUCUGUGCCAAAUAUGAAGACGGAACUGGACUAUCUGAUGAAGACCUCCAUGCUGAAGUGGACACUUUCAUGUUUGCAGGCCAUGAUACCACAGCUGCUGGCUUCUCUUGGCUACUAUAUAUAAUGGCUAAGAAUCCAGAACAUCAGCAGAAAUGCAGAGAAGAAAUCAAGGACCUCUUGGGGGAUCGGGAGGACAUCCAGUGGGAUGAUCUUGGUAAGAUGACCUAUUGCACCAUGUGCAUAAAAGAGAGUCUUCGUAUAUACUCUCCAGUUCCAGUGGUGUUCCGAAAGCUCAGCAAACCUAUUACCUUCUUUGAUGGACGCACUUUGCCUGAAGACAUUAUAGUUGCAGUUGACAUUUAUUCUCUUCAUAAAAACCCCAGCAUUUGGCCAGAGCCUUUGGAGUUUGAUCCUAUGAGGUUUUCAUCAGAGAAUGCCUCUGAAAGACAUUCUCAUGCAUUUAUUCCUUUUGCAGCUGGAUCAAGGAAUUGCAUCGGACAGCAAUUUGCCAUGAAUGAACUAAAAAUAGCACUUGCUCUAACGCUGCUUCGCUUUGAACUAAUGCCCGACCCAGAAAAAACUCCGAUUCCACUCUCUCAGGUUGUGCUCAGAUCUGAAAAUGGAAUAUACCUCAUUUUAAAGAAACUCAACUGAUCCUGAAAAAUUAUUGCAGGAGUUGAUACCAAGAAUGCCGUAAGACAUUCGUGACUGUUCAAAACCACCAGGAGCAUAAUGCAUACUACAGCUUUUUUUUAAUCAUAAUCAGUCUCUCCACUUUGCUAAAAACUAUUCUUAUUUUUAACUUUAAUUACUUGUAAAUUCUUAAAAACUCAUCUUUCACUAUUUGUCAGAUGAAUGCAUCACAACCUGUCAUGGAGUCAUGUGUUCCCGUAUCUCAGAAAGUAAAAUAUAGCCAAGAAAGCUCUGCUAAUAAGUUACACCUUAAUAUUUCAUGCAAUAAUUGUCCAACAGCAGCUUAAUUGUAGAGCCCAAGCCUUUAAUUUCAAAUUGUUCUAUGCUUGUGAUUUCCCCAUGCAUUUAGAUAGCAAUAGUAAUAGCACUUAGACUUAUAUACUGCUUCACAGUGCCUUACAGCCCUCUCUAAGCAGUUUACAGAGUCAGUAUAUUGCCUCCAACAAUCUGGGUCCUCAUUUUACCGACCUCAGAUGGAUGGAAGGGUAAUCAACCUUGAGUCGCUCAGAAUCAAACUCCUGGCGUGAGCAGUGAGUUAGCUUGCAGUACUGCAUUCUAUCCAGCACACCACCACGGCUAUUGUGCAGAUGACUGCACUUCUUCGAGUCCAUUGCUGCUUCAAGUACAAAUGACUGACCAAUUGAAAAGGUGAGAGUUAUUGGGUUUCACAAUAUUUUUUGUUUCUUUCUACAACUUUGUCUCUGCGGAAAGUAUAGUAGUUGAACAUAAAAGAGCAAUACAACAAUGAAAGGAAGCAUCAACUGCACAGCAGUACAGCAACAAGGCAAAACAAACUGAAGAGAGCUGAAGAAGUUUGUUGGAUGAGAAGCAAAACAUCUUCAAAGAAAAACAAGAAAGUCUGGUUGCCUCGUGAAAAAGCAUCUUUGGGACAACUAUGACCUGGAUGACUGAGAAUCUCCAUAGAGACAAAGACACAUAUUGUCCCCCCUCCCCCCAGUUGAACACUGACAAAUCUAUUGCAACAAUAAUAGAUUCCCCUUUUGCAAAGCAGGUCCAAAAUUUAUAAGCUUGUACAUCUAUUUGCAACCCAACUGAGCUGUCACACAUUACAUAGAUGAAAAGAAAAAUAGUUAACAGAUUAAACAAUAGCAAAGUUAAAGUUCAAAGUACUGUGUUAACAAUCUGUUAUUGUAAUUUACUCCAUGUUUUCUUAUUUACCACAAAUCAGCCUGAUCAUUAUCUCUGGAGUCCAGGGUCAAAUACUCUCAUUUGGUUCUUAAUAGUGAAAACUUUCCUUAUUGUUUCAUUGGGAACUUUCCCUCUAAUUGCAUCUCAUUUCCAAAGUUCAUAAGUCUCUGUUGUAAAUAUCUCAGCAAUAUCCAUUGUUGAAUAAUUCUCCUUGAUAACACAGUUUCCUCUUGCCCAGAAAGUUCAAAUGUUUACCAAUAGGGUAUGAUAACUCUAUCUUCUUAAAAGAGUUCAGUUCAUCACUCAUCAAAUCUGUCAAUUUUAAGUCUGUAAAAUCCAGAUCUCCUUCAAAUUUCUGCAACAAGCCUUCUGCUUUCUAGCCAAACUGCCCUUUCUUCAAAUCUAUCAGCAAGGACUUAGAUUCCAGUCCAUCUAAUUGCAAGUCUGGCUUGGCUGUAAUUGUUUGCAUCUGGGUAUCCUCUUUAGGUUGAUUUAAGACCCAGGAAAUUUUAUCAAGCUUUUUAACCAAAGUUUUCAAUUUGAACUUGUAGAUUAAAAAAACAUUUUUUUCGAAGGCAAAUCACCAGGUUUUAUCUUUAAACUGAUGCAUUGUUUGCAUUUUUAAUAUAGAGCAGACUCUCCUACAUCUGAGCUUACACAAUUCCUUUCAAAGACAAAAAGGUUACAUGCACUGUAACAAAAUGGCCAGAAAACAUUAAAAUAUUUCUCAAAAUGAAUAUAUGAAGAAAAAAAAGGAAACAUUCCAUCAAUUUUUUUUUUUAAAAAAAUCCAGACCAAAGCUUUUUAAGAGUUAAACCCUGUAAUGAAAUCUGAUACAGAUGUAAAUCCAAUCUGGUCAGUAUCACUGCUCAAAAAGUUGCCCUUAGCUUCCACACUGAAAAGGAAAGUAGUUCACUCACCACCACCACCCCAAAAAAACAACACCCCUCAGUAAAGGUGUUAAGGAAAGAUGAAAACUCUCUGAUCACUCCUGCCAGGAAUUGCAAACUCCAGGAGUCCUCUUCUCAGGACUGUUCUUGGUUGUCUGAUACUUGUCUUGGGUCAUUCUUGCUGUUCCCUUUCAAUCUAGGGAGUCAGGUGCCAAAGAAUCUUGCUUGGCAGCAAAAUCAGCUGUUCAUCGGCAGGAGAAGCAAAUCCCCACCACCCCUCUUGGAGGCCUCUCCACUUGUUCUACACAAUUUUGGGAGGCAUGGGCUUACCAAUAGUUCAAUUGAGGCAUGCUUUUUUUAUUUCUUCCUACACAUUGGGAAAGCAAUUUGUGGGAUUUUCUUCCUAAUAUGCUAAAAUAUCUUGUCUGUUGGUUGAUUUGGAGUAUUAUGAUCCUUAAUUUGUCUCAUUUGGGAUAUGAUGAUUCUUAAUGCUGGUAUUUGGGAAUGCCAUUUGCUGUUUACAAUAGUCAGAAAAAAUGCUUUGGCAAGAUCUGAAUGUUAGAGAAAAUGGUUUUUUUUAUAAAGAAAAGGAUUCCCACCACAUUUGUCAUAAGUUGAAUAUUUUAGAGGUACUUCAGAGACCCUUAUUCUAAUUUGGUUUAAAAGUUAAGGAGAAUUGUGAAUGCAAAUACUCCACUGGGCCCACUUUGAAUCUGGACUAAAGAUUAAAGGUCUGGAAUAUUUAUUCUGAAUGCAAGAAUUAUAAUAGAUUGAAUAUAAACGAAUUGCACAGAU
Messenger RNA from Crotalus tigris (Tiger rattlesnake), 9058 nucleotides. RefSeq names its product taurochenodeoxycholic 6 alpha-hydroxylase-like. NCBI's taxonomy places the organism in Eukaryota, Metazoa, Chordata, Lepidosauria, Squamata, Viperidae. The record is from RefSeq and is a predicted model, not a curated record. The transcript has 12 exons. Gene Ontology annotation, molecular function: oxidoreductase activity, acting on paired donors, with incorporation or reduction of molecular oxygen; monooxygenase activity; iron ion binding. Bases 4653 to 6185 code for a protein of 510 amino acids.